AUGUCCCCUCAGUUGCAGUCCAUUGCCACCUUUCGAGACUGCAUUGGAUCACAAAUCCGCAAGGGCGAGACAUCUUGCGCACUACUACGAUCACCGUCACCAGCUUGGAAACUUGUGACACCAUUUACCCAGCCACUCACAGCUUCAUCUGAGACCCCCACGCUGAAAUCAUAUCUGGCUAUGUACCAGUACAUCAAAGGUACUUUGAGCCUCUCGAGGAGGCAGCUGAGCGUAGCAGAUCCGAUGCGACGCACCAUGCGGAACAGUAUCGACGGGAAGCGUCCGAUCAACCCUAUUGGUGAUUGCAAACCACUGCGUGGGCAAACCAACCAGCACCAUUAUUCCAACGACAGGGACCAAACGUGCCGUGGCGGCACUGGCCGGCUGAUCAAUCACGGCUCGUAUACCAUGUGCGGGGUACGGAGAACGGAGCCGGCGUGA
Parastagonospora nodorum SN15 is the source of this 441-nucleotide messenger RNA. RefSeq lists its product as hypothetical. Bases 1 to 441 code for a protein of 146 amino acids. The transcript has 2 exons. NCBI's taxonomy places the organism in Eukaryota, Fungi, Ascomycota, Dothideomycetes, Pleosporales, Phaeosphaeriaceae. The record is from RefSeq and is a predicted model, not a curated record.